This is a messenger RNA of Polyodon spathula (Mississippi paddlefish), 5478 nucleotides long. Its product is annotated as sortilin-like. The record is from RefSeq and is a predicted model, not a curated record. Gene Ontology annotation, molecular function: protein binding. Lineage: Eukaryota; Metazoa; Chordata; Actinopteri; Acipenseriformes; Polyodontidae. Gene Ontology annotation, biological process: Golgi to endosome transport; endocytosis; vesicle organization. The transcript is spliced from 20 exons. Bases 116 to 2596 code for a protein of 826 amino acids. Gene Ontology annotation, cellular component: membrane; Golgi apparatus.
GUGCGCUUGCUUAUUUCGUGUGGUGUCGAGAGUUGCAUGGUCGUGUGCAGCUGCUAGACGAGUUCUCAGUAAUGCACAUUUAAACAUAACAUAUCUCAAGUCGCCUAGCAACAGCAUGACCCUGGUGUUAAGCUGCGCGGCGCUGCUAGCUAGCGUUGUGACUCUUUCGUGCGGGCUGGGGGUCCGCGGCGGAGCGAACCCCGCCGGCUCCCGGUUUGUGAAGACUCGGACAGUCCGGGGUGUUUUUGGCAGUGCUGUUAACGAGGGCUCGGCGCCGGACCCCCCCGCUUUCGCCCUGCACCGCGACAGUGAAGCUGACAAACGCAGCACGGAGCUCGGAGAUGCCUGUAACGACUGGAGAGGGUUUGCAGCCAGGCUCGCUAACAACACGCACCCGUUUCCCUUCUUCGAUCUGAGUGGCUCGGUGUCGCUGGCCUGGGUGGGCGAUGGGACCGGAGUAGUCCUGGCAUUGACUACGUUCCAGGUGCCGUUACUGCUGGUGAAAUUUGGCCAGUCCAAACUCUACAGAAGUGAGAAUUACGGGAAGUCAUUCUCGGAUGUCAGCGGCCUCAUUAACAACACCUUCAUCCGCACAGAGUUCGGGAUCGCCAUCGGCCCGGAGAACUCCGGCAAGGUGAUCCUCACGGGAGAUGUGUCGGGAGGGAGCGCAGGAGGCAGGAUUUUUCGGUCUCUCGAUUUUGGGAACAGGUUUUCCCGUACGGAUCUGCCCUUCCACCCCCUGACGCAGAUAACCUACAACCCCAGGAACGCCAGUCAGCUGCUGGUCCUCGGCAUCAACUAUGACCUAUGGCUCUCCCUCGACUUUGGGGAGACGUGGAUAAAGAUGCACGAGACUGUCUGCCUUGUGAAAUGGGGUCCUGAGAACACAAUCUUCUUCACCACCUACCCCAACGGAUCAUGCAUUGAUCGGGGGAUGCUGGAGCUCAGGAAGACGUCCGAUUUUGGGAAGUCCUUCCAGACGAUCGGCACCAAGAUCUACUCCUUCGGUCUGGGCGGCAAAUUUAUCUUUGCGUCCGUCAUGACUGGAUCGGGCACGACACGGGUGAUCCACGUGUCGGUAGACCAGGGGGAGUCAUGGAACAUGGCCCAGCUCCCCCCGGUAGGUCAUGAGCAGUUCUACUCCAUCCUGGCAGCCAGUGACGACAUGGUGUUCAUGCACGUGGACGAGCCAGGGGACACCGGUUUUGGCACGAUCUUCGUCUCGGACGAUCGAGGAAUCGUUUACUCCAAGUCCCUGGAGAGACACCUUUACACGAUGACGAGUGGGGACACGGAUUUCACCAACGUGACCUCUCUGCGGGGGGUCUACAUGACCAGCGUCCUGGCUGAAGACGGCUCGGUGCAGACGGUGAUCACGUUUGACCAAGGAGGAGAGUGGAAGCCCAUUCGAAAGCCGGAGAACAGUCAGUGCGACUCCACAGCCAAGAACAAGGAGAUGUGCAGCCUCCAUAUCCACGCCUCCUACAGCAUCUCUCAGAAACUCAACGUUCCCAUGCUGCCCCUGUCCGAGCCCAACGCUGUGGGCCUGAUCAUCGCUCAUGGCAGCGUGGGGGACGCGAUCUCUGUGAUGACCCCCGAUGUGUACGUGUCCGAUGAUGGGGGGUACUCCUGGAUCAAGGCUCUGGCGGGACCCCAUCACUAUGCCAUUCUGGACUCCGGGGGGCUCAUCGUGGCUGUGGAGCACAGCACCUCCCAGCCCAUUAAACACAUCAAGUUCUCCACAGACGAGGGGCAGUGUUGGUACCGGUACAACUUCACCGCUGACCCGCUGUACUUCACGGGCCUGGCAUCGGAGCCUGGGGCCCGGUCCAUGAACGUCAGUGUGUGGGGGUACCGGGAGACUUUGAUCACACAGUACUGGGUCUCUAUCACCAUCGACUUCAAUGAGCUGCUGACCCGUGACUGUGAUGAGAAGGACUACAUCCAGUGGCUGGCUCACUCCGAUGACCUGAGCGACCCCAAUGACGGCUGCAUGCUGGGGUACAAGGAGACGUUCCUGCGCCUCCGCAAGGCCUCCGUCUGCUGGAACGGCAGGGACUACCUCGUCAACAAGCAGCCCAGCACCUGCCCCUGCACCCUGGACGACUUCCUCUGUGACUUUGGAUACUUCCGUCCGGAAAACCGCUCGGAAUGCCUGGAGCAGCCAGAUCUUAAAGGUCACGACCUGGAAUUCUGCCUACACGGGAAGGAGGAGCUACUCCAGACCACUGGCUACCGUAAGAUUCCGGGGGACAAGUGUGAAGGCGGGACCCUCCCGGAGAGGAAGGUGAUCGAUCUGCGUAAGAAGUGCGUGAGCAACCUGCUGGAGCCGGCGCAGCUGGCUACCACACCCUCCACCAGUCCUGCCCCGAUUGUGGCUGCAGUAAUCGGGGUGCUGGCGAUAGCGCUCGUAGCUGGGGUCCUCCUUGUGAAGAAAUACGUCUGCGGAGGGAGGUUCCUGGUGCACCGGUACUCCGUCCUGCAGCAGCACGCAGAGGCCAAUGGGAUUGAGGGGGUGGAUGAGCUGGAGACUAACUCCACCCACUCCAGCAGACGGGACUAUCAUGAUGACUCAGACGAGGAUCUCCUCGAGUGAGAGAGCAGAUGAAGACCACGCCCCCCCAGCCUGCCCAGCCCAGCCCUGCAGAAUGCCCCCCUCCCCCUCGUUUUCUGGAAAUACAAAGCAAAACUAAACCUCUCUACUGCAAACUUCACCGUGCACUAAAGAAACAAUUAAACUAACCAUUUAAAUACAUUGCAGUCUGCAGACCAAUAGGCAAACACUAUGUUUUAUGUUAGCAGAGAGAGAAUUGAAAUCAGCAAACAGUACUAUAUACAGCUUUUUCCUUUUAAACUUUCUUUUUUAAUAAAUGGAUUCCUGUUGAGCGCUGUGGAGUGAGAGAGAAUAUUGCAACACUGACUGGAAAUGGUGUUAAUACAGGCUAGCGCCCCCUAUGGACUGUAUGCAGCGCUGCCAAUCUGGAGGCAUUGGGAAUGAAAGUACUCUGUUUACUGGCUGUUUGCACAGAGCUCGCAGGCCGUCAAGCUGAAGAUGUGCAAAUGUUGGCUUUGUUUAGGAUGACUGUACUUUUGCUUGUCGUCUUUUUGUUUGUUUUGUAACUUGCUCGUUUUUGUUGUUCUUGUGUGCGUUUCAAGUGCAACAAGACGAGAGGAGGUUACAUUCCCUCCGAGGGCAGACUGGGGGUGAGAAUUUCUUUACUGUUGCAAACCCAGAUCUUCAGUGGAUCCUGUCGUUCUAAUAAUUUGAAAUGCGCGGCUGAUGGCGAUGGUUUUGCAGAAACGUCAACUGCAUCAGUACUCAUAUUGGACUUGCAUCGUAAUUAUGCUGCUCAUUGUGUAAAGUCAUCGCAGACUGCUGUCAGCUCAGUCCUGUGAUUGCUUGUUUUUAACACAGAUCUAGCUCUGUUUGGUAGAGAUUUAUAUGUCCAAGGCUUAGUAAACUGGGGUAGAAUUUAUUUUGACAAAGAAUGCCCCAUGGCUCCUCGGCAUAGUGUAGGUGUCAUUUUAAUUUUCAGGUAAAGUUUUGAAAUUGUAAAGCUAAGUUUUGUCCUCUGCACCAGGAAUACUGAAUUGUAAAUAUUCACAAUGCUUAGUUUUCACAGACUGGACAGCAAGGUACCAGUAAGCUUUGCUACAGAAGAGUAAGAGCUGGCUACUUCUGUUAGAUCGUUUUUAACCUAAAGACCAACCUCAAAGAUUUUGGUAUUAUUUUUCUUUUCUAGUUAAGCAUUUAAUUGAUAGAGAAAGUCGGGGGUAUUAGACCAAAAAGCUUUUUACGAAUUUCAAAGCCAUUAAAACAUCAUAACGUUUGAAAUGAUUACUAACGCAAUUUUUGAUUGAGCAAACAUUUGAAGGAGUCUUUUUGACACUUUGAACCAGCCAGUAAAGCACUCGAUUCUGGAGGUAUGCUAAUUUGUGUGUUUUUUUUUUUUUUUUUUUUUUUAAUAGAUUGUAAAAUGUUGUGUGUCUCUAUCUCUGUGUGUGUGUUUGGGAAAAGCUUCCUGGCCCAAGUCAGGUUUUCAAAACUAUUCUGCAGCCCGGUUCUUAUUUUUGACCCUUGGUGAGGAGGAUCAGAAUUGAGCACCUGUGAACUUAGCAAUAAAGCAGAGAGUGUCCGGCAACAACAAACCUGCAGAACAAAUGCAGCAUCAGUGUCUGCUGUUCCUCCGAGUACAACCUUAACAUGGAGGAGGCAUCGCUGCAGGCAGAGGAGCAGCUUUUUAAAAGGCUCUGUCUCAAUAAGCUCUAGAUGAGGUUUUACAAGCUGCUGAGAGUCUUAAACCUGUGCAAAGCUGAACAGCCCCCAGUGAAUACUUGGCGAGUUAAGGACCCCCUAGGAGGACUAGUCUUGGAUUUGCAUGUGACGUUUGGGUCUUACAAAAUGUUCCAGCAGUGCUGAAUGCAUUGUGAAUUUACUAGGGGUAGGAGAAUGGAAUACUAGUUUUGUGGUGGAUUAAUGUUGUUUUAUAUCCUGAUUUUGUAGGCUUGAAAAAGAUAAAUAAACUUAACUAGCAGCCUUGUACUUCAGUAUGGGUUUUUUUAAUGCACGAAUAGUCUUUUUCAGUAGUGUUGAAACAAAACUACAAUACUGUGGUAGAGAUUACAAACCCUACCUCCGAAUGAGCCGAAAAUCCUGUCGUUAGCCAUAAAAUACAGAAAGGACCAACCGGGACAAACAGGCUGCAGCUCUGAGCUUAACCCAGAGGUGCUUUCCUUCGGAACAGCUUUAGAAUGAUCGAACAUCGCACAUUCUAAAUUCAGAGCGCCAAAAGAAAAUCUUUAUAAUCGGAAAUCCAAGCAUGCAUUGAAAUCCGAACACUGGGGGAAUCGUAGAGGGUUAGAGGAACACCAGCCAAGUACCCUCAAAUCUGUAAAUUUGAGAUGGUCAGUCCCCUCCCCCCCCUGGUGGUUUGAGAGGUGAGCAUUUCAGGAAAGUUUGGGUCCUAAUUGCAAACCAAUGGGGUCAGUAGGGUCAGGGGCUGCUUGCACCACUGGAGGGUCACUCUUGACACGCUUUGUGGAACUGGCCAUGCUUGGUUGCCUCUGUCAGUAAACACAGAGGAAGAGCUUGCAGCUGGUGUCUGAGAUCCAGCCGUGAGCGAUGCUCUCGUUAAAUUAAAAGCAAGCCUUGCAAUGUGAAUUUCGUUUUGAAGUCGUACCGGCGGUGGAUGGCGCUGGUACCGCGGGCUUGCUCUGAAGGAUGUAACACAGCGUCUGAACGAGGACAGCUCUCUCUGUUCCAGUGCUGCAUGUAGACUUCAGUGCCGGGCUGUCAAAGGAUUGCUCUAACUUAAAUUUUUUCUGUAUAUUUUGAAAAUGUUUGGUUUACACUGUAUUAAUAGUAAUAAGAACUGUGAUUAAAAAUAAUAAACUUAACAGUACUUUCUUUUCUUUUCAUUGCAAUGCAAGAGUUGUUCCCCUGCUACUGCAUUAAUAAAGACAAUGUCAUUUUAAAAA